Lagopus leucura (white-tailed ptarmigan) is the source of this 1023-nucleotide messenger RNA. RefSeq names its product sodium channel and clathrin linker 1-like. Lineage: Eukaryota; Metazoa; Chordata; Aves; Galliformes; Phasianidae. The record is from RefSeq and is a predicted model, not a curated record. Bases 129 to 788 code for a protein of 219 amino acids. Gene Ontology annotation, cellular component: centriole. The transcript has 7 exons. Gene Ontology annotation, biological process: clustering of voltage-gated sodium channels; cilium assembly.
CCGAAGCUUUCCUUCGGGGAGAAGGAGGGCUGGGCGAGAGGAGCGGUUGCUCCUUGCCCGCCCCUCAGCGGCGCCCGCCCGGGAUUCUUUGUCGGAGCAGGAGGGCGGCGGAGCUUUGGCGUGACGGCAUGGCCGCGGAGCUCGGCUGCGGGGCAGAGCCGGAUCAGAAGCUAGGCGUUGCAUUUGAGCAGGAUGAAGCAGAUGAGAUUUUGAGCAGUGCUGCUGAGAAAAGCGUCGCCGGAGGUGAUGGCAUAUCCAGAUCCAGGAUGAUGGACCAAAGCUUGAUAACAAAAAGCGUAGAGUAUGAAAAGUGCUUGGAAGAAAUGAGGGAGCAGCUGCAGAUUUAUCAGGUGCAGAUGAGUGAGAUGAGACAGAAGUUUGAACAGGUCGCCACGGAGAACAGGAGGCUGCAUGCAGAGUUGAAAGAGGCUCUUGAGAUGCAGCUGGAUGCUCUUCCUUUUAUGCCCCUGGGAACUGCUAUUCCUGCAGAUGAAGAAAUAGUGAGAAACCUUCAGGAACAGCUCCAACUGACUAAUCAGGAAAAAGAACAAGCAAUAGAGCUCUGGCAGACUGUAUCACAGGAGCUUGAUCAACUCCAGCAGCAGCACCGGGAACACAUGACUCAAACACAGAUUCACAUGGCUGAAAGACUGAAACAGCAAGUAACUUUCAUGGACAUUUUUGUUAGUUUUGGAAUGCCUUCAUACACUGCAGAGAUUCUGCGUCUGUGUGCAGCCAAACCGAAGUGCAGUUUGUACCAGUAUCAUAGAGUCAUCAUAAAGCCAUAGGAUGGAUUGGGUUGGAAUGGACCUCAAGGAUCAUGACGUUCCAUCCCUCUGCCACAGGCAGGGCUGCCAACCACUAGAUCAAGUACUAGGCUGGGCUGCCUAGGGCUCAUCCAACCUGGCCUUGAACUGCUCCAGGGACAGGGCGUCCACAGCCUCUCGGGGCAGCCUGUUCCAGCACUUCAUCACUCUCUCAGUGAAAAACUUGCCCCCGACAUUCUCGUCUAAAUCUUCCCUC